This is a messenger RNA of Eleginops maclovinus (Patagonian blennie), 1323 nucleotides long. RefSeq names its product NDUFA4 mitochondrial complex associated like 2a (gene ndufa4l2a). The transcript is spliced from 4 exons. The coding region runs from base 148 to 396 and encodes 82 amino acids. Lineage: Eukaryota; Metazoa; Chordata; Actinopteri; Perciformes; Eleginopidae. The record is from RefSeq and is a predicted model, not a curated record.
CUCCUCUCCUAUUCUCCUCCCCUCCUCCCUCCACACACAGAGAGCAACAGGUCUAAAUCCUGUUUGUGCAUGGUUGCUUGUGGAUAACAAGGGCCUUAAACUCAAUAUAAUCCAAGCCUUGUCCCUAAAUUUCUAUAAACUGGAGCAAUGAUAUUUCGGACAGCAGUAGAGCAUGCUAAGAAGCACCCUGGCCUCAUCCCCCAGUUCUUCUUCAUCUGUUUGGGAAUGGGCGGGGCGUCUAUGUAUCUGAUACGGUUGGCCAGAGGACCGCAUGUCACCUGGAACAAGACCAAAAACCCUGAGCCAUGGAAUAAUCUUGAUCCCACUUACCAGUACAAGUUGGUGGCCAUAAACACAGACUACAAAAACCUGAAGAAGGACGGACCUGAGUUCUGAAUCUUUCGCUGGACUCCUCUCACAGACUAGAGUGUAAAGACAACAGAAAAUCCUGAUCCAAAAUCAUAUUCACUCCCCGCCCUCCUCGACAGCUUCUCUGCAGGUGGAAGCUGAAAUGGAUCCUAGAUCAGGAUCUGUAACCCUUUAGUGCGUCUGUACCUCUGAUCUGGUUAAUUCCACCUGCACAUAAGAAUAUUGAAAAUGUUUACUAUGUUGUAUUUCUACAUUAUUACACAAGAGAUAAGACAGACAUGCACACUGCACCAAACAUAUGGUAUUGCAUUGUUAAGCCAAUUUAAUACAAAUAAGGGAUAAAUAUCACACUAUACAUCACAGAUUACUGCUGUGAAUUGUCACUGUAUUAUUUUUUGAAUCUUUCAGCCAUCUGUUGGUUUCAAUUCAACUUUGAAACACAAUAAAGUCAGUUGACAGACUCAAAAGAGCUGAAGUGGAUUAUGCAAAUAAGUUUCAGGUGUCAGGCUAAUGACAAGAAAAAUAUGGAGACAAGUAGCUGCCUGGAACAGAGUGGAAAAAUACACAGGAUAUCUGAAACUGCAUGCAUCCAAAAACAAUCACUGGAAAAGUAAAAUAUACAUUAUUUGUAAUUAAGUGGCUCAAAGCAAGGAACAUUUUAAAGUUUUCUUUUAAAUGUCAAUGUGAUGGUCUAAAUCUGACGCUUAAAAUGCUUUAUGUUUGUAUAGUUUCUGCAAGUGUGAAACUUUAUAUACAUAAACUUGUCAUGACGUCAAAUCCGCCUGCUGGAACACACUGAUGGUCAAAUGAAUGUGACUUGUCUGCAUGUGUUUCUUCAUAACCGGUACGUUAUUGUUGUUUAGCAGACACUAAAUUCAGCAAUGACUGUGUAAGUUAUAGUAAUAGAUGUAUAAACUGGGCUGGAUACUUUCAAUAAAUACAAUUUAAGUUUUA